UAGAACCAAUCAUUUAGCUCAAGAGAGGGUGAAUGUCAGAGUUGGUUAGGAAUUUCUCUCUUGACAGGUGUCCAAUAUGAAGCUUCUAGUGCUGCUUAUUGGUUUUACCUCGGUGUUCAUUGUGGAUGGACUGCUUGAUUUUAACACUAAUAGGACUGUUGUUACUCCGUGUGGAAACGUGACCAACCACGAAGACAAUUUUGGUCUGAUGUCUUACAAGAAGAUUCAAAAGAAACUUGUCAUCCGCUGUGCACAAGGAUUCACGUUCGCAAGUCAAGCAGCCAUAAAGUGUAAUGUCACUUCUAAGACUUGGAUAGGUCUUGGAAAGCUUUCUUGCAAAAAAGGUAACCUAAACAGCUGUCCAUCAAUUAGCGGAGUCGGCGCGUGCGUAGAGAGCUGUCAAAAUGACUCAUCUUGCAACGAUAAAACCAAAAAAUGCUGCUCCAAUGGAUGUGGACAUACGUGUGUUACUAGUGUUGCCAAGGGGAGAUGUGCAAGCAAAAACAAAAAAUAUAUGCAGGUCAUGGAGUCAUCUAAGUGCUCAAGUGAUGAUCAACUGUAUUGGUGUGCAGGUUACUAUGCAAAUGUAACCGAAAACUGUUUAGGGCUAUUGCUCAGAAGAAUGAAUGAUCUCAUCAAUAUUAUGAACAAAAAAGACAUUGCUAUUAUGUUGAGAUCUCCAGGGUUCAGUAAGAACUUAAUGUCAAAGAUGGAUAUUAUGAACAGCAAGACUAUUGAUCUUAUUGCCAGCUCCUUGUCUACAAACCAACUCAAGGACGUUCUCGACGACUUAAAGAUUGAAGUUCUGUUGCGUAUCCGCAACAAACUCGUACAAAGAUCCAUAAUAAAAAUGAUAAUGAAAAUCUAUGGUAAAGACGCUCGUGCAUGGCCAGAAGAAGCGGUUAAGAACAAGGAAAUAAUCUUGUGUUGGCUUCAUCCAAAAAUGAUCGCCGACCUCACGAAAAACGUUAAAUGGAAAACCAUCAUAAGAAGUGUUGUGAAUCCUAAGAUCAUCUCGUGCAUAGCAGGAAAUGUUCAAGUAAGAAACAGGCUUGUCAAGGUAUUCAAUAAUGACUGCAGCAAAUGGACAGCCGAUGAUCUCUCUAAGUUAAAUCAGUUUAUCGUUAUUGUAAGCCCUCGCUGUAUUUCCAAGAUACCAACACAACAGAUUUGCAGUGUAAGGGCAAUGCUGGGUCAAAGCUCCAUAUUUGUACAUCACAUUCCGUUGGCAAGAAAGAUUUUAGGAAAGAUGACGAAGGAAGGCUGCUCAGGCAAAAAGUUUAAAGACUGGAGUGAUUUGGAGAAACAAAGCUUGAACUAUCUGCUUGUUGGUGCAAAGGAACAAUUCAUCGGUCAGCUAUCGAUAGCAAAUAAAGAGAUAUACUUUCUAAUGGCCGACUUGAUAUGUAGAUAUGUACCAAGAGGAGUCAAAAUGGCUAUGCUGAGAAAAUUGAAAGAGGCGAAAAGUCCUGAUAAGUGGACUGGUGAUAACCUCAAAUAUUCCUGGCACUGUAUGGACACGAAGACACUUGAACAAGCAAAGGAUGGUUUUAAGGCACUACUAAAAGAUUCAAGUAUUUCGGAAGAUGAUUGUCAACAAGCAAUGGCCUUGAGUAGCAAUAAUCUUCUGAGGUUGGCCAGAAAGAAAGCUGAAGAAAUUAUUGGAGAGGCAAAAACAUGGAACAGCAAUGUGGGCUGCCGCCGGGCACUUCGUGAUUACACUACCACACUAGCUGAAGCUUUUAAUCGAGGUUCUGCUGGCCUCAAGGAAUACGUGAAUUUUCAAAUAAAGCGAUUAAAGCAAGCAGCUCGUAGAGCGAAACGACGCAGAAAUCGAAGACGCUUCUUUUUGGCUCUUUGGAAAGUUGGUGAAGCAAAUUUUAACAUAUUUCUCUCAGAAAUCAAUCGUAAUAUGGUCAAAAAUAACAACGGAAUAAAACUUUUCAUUGAUCUGGGAUUAAAUGUUGAUUCUGUUGAUACUGAGAAGUUGAGAGAAGCACGAUCCCAGCUGGAGAUUGACGACAGUGUGGCCAGAUUUGUGGUGUCCAUUUACGUGAAACAAAAGCAAAGUCUCAACGAGGACGAUCUGAAUGCUAUGGGUGACAAUCUUUGCAAGGGCGUUACACAGAAACAUAUUAAAGACAACCUACAAGAUUUGGGUUCUGUUAAAAAGAUGUUGGGGUGUCCAGGCAUUUCUGAACCAAUGCGUGCAGCACUCCGUGAAAAAUUUAACAAGCUGAAAGGUACUAUUGAUACUGAAACUAUCUGUACAUUUGGGCCUUCGACCGCCUUCCUUCCCGUGGAAACUUUGAAGAAACUUCCAGACGAUGUAGGAGAUGGAUGUUCGUGGAUUGAACAAGCUGGCCAAGCUGACCCAAGACAAUUAGGCAGAGCAGCAUUAGAGGCCUUGAAAACUCAGGCUUUAACUAAGAUGCCAGACGAGAUUAAUCGUGAAAAUAUAGAGAAAUUGGGGAGUCUUGUCAUGGGUUUUAAAAAGGAAGACGUUUCAAGGGUAGCGAAAGACGCCAUACCGGACGCUAUGAAAGUGUUUAACAGAUUUGGAGAUGGCGAUGGACAAGUUGUAAAAGAAUUUCUCAAGAAAUUGGGAAAACCUGAUGCGGACGCCAUUCAAACUAUUGGUAAACAGUUUGGAAAACUUUCUGAGGAUGCAAUCAAGGAAAUUAACAAGGAUGAUUUUUGCGCAAAUAGAGAAGACUUAGUCAAACACAACUACUCUCCUGAGAUAAGAAAAGCAGUCAAAGAGAAAUUUCAACAAUGUACUUCUUCAAGAAAACGCCGAAAUACAGAUCCUUCGGCCAUGACUUCUGAGCAAGUUCUCAGCCAGGGAACAUUGCUUACAGCUGAUGAAAUAAAGAAGAUCAAAUUUUCUGUGUAUGUUGAAAUAGCCAAAGAAAUUGGCGAGAGAGAAUAUGGACCAGAUCAAAAAGACGUUUUAGAAGCUUGGGCUUCCGUGGCCAAAAACGGCGAUGCAUCCAAGAUGGAGGCUUCCCUAAUUGAGAAUCUUGGUGCUGUAUGUCGCGGCUUCAGCGCUGAUGAUAUCGGAAAAAUGAACUUUGCAAAUGACGAUGCCAUCGGAGGAUGCUCUCAAAAGGGACUUUCAAGAGACCAGAUUAACAAAGGACUGAAACGAAUCAAGGAAAUUAAAAAGAAGGAAAUCUCUUCAAUGAGUCGAGAAGACCUUACGGCUUUGGGAUAUUUUGCUAUUGGCAUGACAACCGGUGAAAUUGGAUCCAUACCCAAGGCAGUUUACUCCGAUGUGUAUGAUGCAUUCAACAAGCUAACUGGAUGGGACGAAGCUCAGUUAGUGAAACUUAAGGAAAGGCUUGUUGAAAUCAAAGGUCCAAUCGCUAGUUGGGAUGAGGCUGACUUCACAGAAGCGAAUGCAGCUGUUGGCGGAUUUACAGAAUCCGAGAUCAAGUCUCUAUCAAAGGAAUCCAUACAAGCAAUUCCUGUGGAGGGUAUUAGUUCAAUACCACCAAGCAAAAUGAAGUAUUUUAGUGACGAGCAGCUGAGCUUCCUGUCACCACAACAGUCCAGCGGUCUUACCGAUGAGCAGAAAAGCCAAGUCCCUGAUUAUUGCAAAAAAAUGAACAUGAACUGUCCCAAACCAUCCGACUCAGGUGGUUGUCAAGUUGCCGUGGGAACUGUCACAAUUUUGAUGGUCGCCGUUGCUAGCCUGACAUCACUGUUCUAGAUUGAGUCACGCAAUCUAUAUGCAUGAUUUAGCACUACACGUAGCCGGAUUGUAACAGUGAAAUUUCCGGCUACAUGUUAAUGGACAAUAUUCUACCAAUGCACCCUUUUAAUAAGUCCCUAGGUAUUGAGUUCUCAGCACUUGACGUCAAAUUUAUUCUUUUGAAAUUUUGCAAUACAAAAGGAAUUCAAAAGAAUACAUUUGACGUCAAGUGCGGAGAACACAAUACCUCGCUAGAUACGGGAUAUGAGUCCAUGUCCUAUCAAUAGGGCAACAAUUAAAAGCGUAUUAAAAACUGAAGUAAAAAAUGUUUGCCACUAGCCUUUAAGAUUUUAAUGAAAAACGCAGACGUUUCGGUCAGAACUCUAACCUUCCUCAGUGCGUUGUAAUAAAAGAGCUAAGUUUGCACGCGUAAGUUAACGGGUUGAAAAAAAUUAAAUUACGGACGCGCGAUUUUUACAAGAAUUUAUGAUUGUUCUGUAAGCUACGGGUAUCACAGUUUUGACAUUUCCCGAGUUACAGUCGAGCUCAGAAAACCUCUCAAGCUUCUAAAAAAUUCAGUUUUUAAUAUGACUCUUCCUAGCUGCAAAAUUUUAAAAUAUUUAAUUCAAAGCGUGUUUGCAUCUAAUGAUUGAUAAUAUCUUUAGCUGGUCUAAUGGUUGAUGAUGCAUUCAAUAAAAACGAUUUGCACA
This is a messenger RNA of Exaiptasia diaphana, 4407 nucleotides long. RefSeq lists its product as uncharacterized. The transcript has 26 exons. Gene Ontology annotation, biological process: cell-matrix adhesion. Gene Ontology annotation, cellular component: cell surface; extracellular region. Lineage: Eukaryota; Metazoa; Cnidaria; Anthozoa; Actiniaria; Aiptasiidae. The record is from RefSeq and is a predicted model, not a curated record. Bases 77 to 3715 code for a protein of 1212 amino acids. Gene Ontology annotation, molecular function: peptidase inhibitor activity.